AAUCAGUGUUUCAAUGCGUGGGUCCGGGGAAGAUGCUAAGAAGUCAGCGGACCAGCUGACGCCCCCGCACAACUAUGACCUCAUCAGGCGGCGGAAGUCAGUCCACGCGAACGUGCACCGCGCUCACAAGUUAGAUCAUCGCGCACACGCUCCCAGGAACUCAAAGGGAAGGGUGACAUAACAGUAUAUAGGAGCGACGGACCGCAGAGUUUAGUCACUAGGAGAAUGCCUCACCCUUUCUAAAAGUCCCCCGGAAGUGCCUUCGCCCUCAGUAAAGAUGGCCGUAGCUCUUGGCGUGAAGGAGGCGGGUCUGCGCCUGCGCAACGAGUUCGGCGGGGGAAGAUGGCGGAUGAUAAGGAUUCUCUCCCCAAGCUUAAGGACCUGGCAUUUCUCAAGAACCAGUUGGAGCACCUGCAGCGGCGAGUAGAAGAUGAAGUCAGCAGUGGCAUGGGACAGGAUGGCUCCCUGUUGUCCUCUCCGUUCCUCAAGGGAUUUCUGGCUGGCUAUGUGGUAGCCAAACUGAGGGCAUCAGCAGUAUUGGGCUUUGCUGUGGGAACCUUCACUGGCAUCUAUGCAGCUCAGGCAUAUGCUGUACCCAAUGUGGAGAAGACAUUGAGGGACUAUUUGCGGUCACUGCGCAAGGGACCUGACUAACAAGCUCUGGAUGCCAUGGGGGAGGCAAGAUGAGCAGCUGGGGAUUGUGACCACAGGCAUUCCAUCUAGCUUCCCCGGCUAUCAUCAGUUUGUUGUCUCCAACUUUCCUGCCACC
Messenger RNA from Otolemur garnettii (small-eared galago), 769 nucleotides. RefSeq names its product SLC35A4 upstream open reading frame protein. The record is from RefSeq and is a predicted model, not a curated record. The transcript is spliced from 3 exons. Bases 343 to 654 code for a protein of 103 amino acids. Lineage: Eukaryota; Metazoa; Chordata; Mammalia; Primates; Galagidae.